CUUCUCAUCAUCUACAUUUAAAGCACACACGCGUACGGAACAUAAACGGGUCCCAUCAAGUCCAUCUCGCAUCUAUAGCCCCGUUCCCCUUCAAGCUGCUACUACCAUGGCCUACAUGCGUCCCGCGUCAGCAGGCAGUGGUGCGGCGCCUUCGCCCUCGUCCGAGGGCUCUUCAGAGCAAGCCUCCCCGCCGUCUCCCGGAAACAACCCGCUCUCUGUCGGAUCCGACGCAGGCGAGAGCCCUCGCAGUGCCCGCACACCACUACAGCCCGCGACAGAUAUCACGCGUAGUGCCUCCGGAGGUCGAGGCGGCUGCUGGACCUGCCGAGUACGACGCAAGAAAUGCGACGAGCAACGGCAGGGUGACUCAUGCCAGACCUGCAUACGCCUCAAAAUUACGUGCCUUGGCUGGGGCGCAAGAAGGCCAGACUGGAUGCGGGACAAGCAAGCUGUUGAAGCAUACAAGGCAGAUAUCAAGGCUCAGCUAUCUAGAGCUGGAUUGAUACGGGGACAGCCCCGCCUGCCCAGGAAUCAGUCCUCGUCGCCCGCCUCUUCACAGCCUUAUGAUCUGCCAGGCGUGGCCGGUCCUGGACCCAGUUCGCUGCCCGUAUCCGCGGGAUUGCCUAUGGAUUCACCCCAUGUCUAUGUGUAUGACCCUCCGCGUGUGACAUCCCCAUCGGGCCUUCCCGAGCACAUGGAGAAUCUAUCUUAUCAAGACCCUUCGUAUCCGUCCGCAUCUUACGAUGGAUCGUCGGUUUACCUGCCGUCCGCUGCCUCAUACCCACGACCCCAGGAGUCAAGCAUGCUCGGCUUGAUCGAGCCGCAGGUAUCUUACGACACAAUCAGCGUGGCCUCGAUGUCGCCGCUAGAAUACCCAGAACAAUUACAACCAGCCUAUAAUUCGCCGAUCGACCAGAACGAGGUCAACCAGCAGCACGUACUCUACUACUUCGAGCACGUUCGGAGGAUGCAGUACAUAUUCGCAGGCGAAUCCGUCGUCGAAGCCAUACAUAAUCUCAUAAUCCGCGACCCUCACGGGGCUGUGACCAACGCUGUGUGCGCCCUCGCGAGCCUUCACUACACUCGUCUGCGCGUCCCCCGCCCUCCCGUAGCUGAUCGGGAGGCAGAGCGUGCGACCGUUCAUUUCUACGAGCAGUCCUCACAGCAUCUGCGGAAUUCGCUGCAAGUCCAUGGCCAAUAUACCGAAUCCGACGCGGUCGCGGCUCUGCAACUCGUUAGCUUCUCACUAUUCUCGGCGGGCUCCACUCAAUGGCGACCAAUGCUCGACAUCGCCUGCGAGUGGCUCGCCCAGACCGGCAUCAUCGUCGAUGAAGAUCCAAAACUCACUCUCCGGAAUAUGACGUCCGCUAGCCGCUUCGCGGCGAAGGCGACCAUGUGGCUGGACAUCUUCUCCAGCAUCACCGACCUCCAGCCGCCACGCUUCCUGCCGCUGUACCGCCGCCUGUUCUCCGGUGGUGCAGGAUUUUGGGCCCGAUCUCGUCGUUAUGCCGACGAUCCGCUGCUGUACGACAUGUCGAUGGAGUCCCUCACCGGCUGCCCGGACGAGGUCAUGCUCGCCAUCGCCGAGGUCUCUGCGUUGGCGCACUGGAAGACGCAAGAGCAGCAGAACGGCACGUUGAGCGUCAGGGAGCUCAUCCGCCGCGGCGACCUCAUCGAACAGCAGCUCAAGCGCAAGUCGGAUGCGUUGUCCGACUCGCCCGUCGACCCCCGUAUGCCAUCCGAGCGGCGGCCGUCUCUGCCUGGAGGACAGGUUCCCCUCGCUCACUCCCCCAUCGCUAACACGGUGUCUCCUGCUUCGACCUUCCCGUCCGAAGACAUGCGCCGCGUCACCGCUGAGAUAUACCGUGAGACGGUCGUUCUCUACCUUCACACCGUCUUAAGCGACUGCAAUCCUGGUGUCCCAGAGAUCAUGCAGCAGGUGUCGUGCAUCGUACAACUGCUCACUCAACUUCCACCGAGCGAAGCCGACCGCUCGCUUAUUUUCCCGCUGUGCUUGGCCGGGUGUCUCUCGGACGACCCGACACGACGCACCUGGUUGAGAGGCAGGAUGGAGGGGCACAAGGACACCAUCGGAAACGUGUAUCAAGUCAAGAACAUGAUGGACCGCGUCUGGCAGAGGCGAGACAGCCACGGCGGACCAGUCGAUUGGCGAGACAUCAUGAGAGAACAGGGGUGGAGUCUCCUUUUAGUCUAAAACAUGGAUUGCGCGCUUCGCUUCCCUUCUUUUUCGCAUCGCUUCUGAGAAUGUUUGCGUUAUACGUACGAACUACAUACAUACAGCCGGUUGAUCAUACGGGCAGUAACGUUCUUUGGUGCCCAGCAUACGGCGGGUCGCACAAACGAACGAUUGUACCAUACUACAAGGGUGUUCUAGAUACGGUCCGAGACGAGUUGCAGCUCAACUAAUCAAUAUUGUAAUACUCGCGGGACCGGUACUCGCCGCGAUUCU
Molecule: messenger RNA, 2470 nt
Organism: Punctularia strigosozonata HHB-11173 SS5
Lineage: Eukaryota; Fungi; Basidiomycota; Agaricomycetes; Corticiales; Punctulariaceae
Exons: 9
Coding region: 107-2215 (702 amino acids)
Biological process (GO): positive regulation of transcription by RNA polymerase II
Cellular component (GO): nucleus
Molecular function (GO): zinc ion binding; transcription cis-regulatory region binding; DNA-binding transcription factor activity, RNA polymerase II-specific
Source: RefSeq, a predicted model, not a curated record